Messenger RNA from Klebsormidium nitens, 1386 nucleotides. NCBI's taxonomy places the organism in Eukaryota, Viridiplantae, Streptophyta, Klebsormidiophyceae, Klebsormidiales, Klebsormidiaceae. The record is from the annotation of a GenBank genome assembly.
AUGAUGGCGCGCUCAAUGGUGCGGAGGCUGGCCCUUCUGGCGCUCUGCCUGCUGGCAGACCAUGUCGUGGCAAGCCUUCUUGGCGCCGAAGCUUGGCCCGCCCCAGUGCUGUUCACUUAUAAAGCGCUCCGCAUGCUAGACCUGCAAGUCCACCAGAACAUUCUGUACCUUGUGUACGUGUACCUGCACGUAAGGCUGGGAGCUCUGUUGAUAGUUGACAAGCCGUAUCUCUUUCUCGCUCCAUGGUGGCAGCAUACUGCCUCUCUCCUUUUAUUUUUCUUCCUCCCCUUAUUCAGCAGCUUCAAUGAAAACGUUUGGCGCGUAGCGGUGAUGGCAGCGGGGAUCGUGUACAUUAGGAGCUAUAGCAAUCGCACCCGCUUUUUGACCACCUGGUUGGGUUUAAUAGGCUACCAACAGAUAGGUCCUCUUGACCCUGCUCUCCUUGGCACCCUCCUACUGCACUUGUGUGUCUACCACCUCAGGAAAACGGAGCCAGUCUUGAUGCUUCUUGCAAUCUAUGUCGGGGUCUCUUGGCUCGUCCAUCUUUUCGCCAAGGGUUUCUUCAGCACAGGCACCGAAUGGGGAGACAGGCUACUCAAGCAUCAUGCUGACACAAUCUGGAGCACGGUAACAUAUUUCCGGUUGUUUUUCGAUACGGCAUACGCGCUUAUGGGCAUCUUUUGCGGUUGGCCUAGCACCCGCACCUGGAUUGCAAAGAGAGUGGAGCAAGAGACCCGGAAAGCCGCUGCAUAUCAACUGGACUGCUACAUUCGCGCCGACAAGACCAGGCAGCCCCCUUACUUCGACCAGAACACCAAAGACACCCUAGACUUGGAGGUUCUUUGCGCUCGAUGCAUCCCUCUCGAAUCCGAAAAGCGCACCGUCAGAGAAUUCUUGAUCUCCGCCGCUUCCCGGGGUGCAUUCAUCAGUGGUACCCGCACGUUCAUUGACAGCGAGACGGCACGAGAGUUGUUGGCGCAUCUGAGCUUUGUCGAGAGGCAAGAUGGAGAUUCGGCGGGGCGCUCUAAUCUCGCGCAAGAGUUCCUACGAAUAUGUCGGCAUACGGUUGCAGAGCUACAGGUGCACGAUUUGGAGGUGGGUCUUGGAGGCCUGGCGAAUCUAGUGGGAGGGGACCCAGUCACGGGAUCCCUCUUGCGGAACGAGCGCCUGUUCUCCAUCCUCGGCGGUGUCAUAGACCCUUCGGCCGUUCUUGCGACCAGCUUCGUCAAGAAGGCUGCAAAGGAAAUGCAAUACAUCGAGGAACAUUUUGAACGGAGUGACCCCGGUUAUGCAGAAGGGGACCUUCCCAAGAAACGCAGAGAAGUCAGGGGGCCAACAAACUCGGGGACCCAACAGAACUCCCAGAACAGAGCCCCCCCGCACUGA